CAGCGCUGCCAGCGUGGAUCGGCAUGACACCAGGAAGUAACAACUGACUAUACAAAUAACCAAGAGAAAGGGUACGCGAGGUGGAUUCUUUUGCUUUUUGGAUUUGCUUCCCUAAAAUACACAGCACGCGACAUCACACAGGGACACAGAGAGUCCCUGCAACUGGGUUUUCAACAUUGCAUGGAUAAGCCGCCCGUGAAGAUGAUGGACCCAACACUUGCUGAGAUGGGGAACCAUCUUUCUGAUGCCAUGAAGAUUUUAGAAAGUGGAAAAUUGGUAUCUGAACAAGGCACAGAAAGAAGAAAGUUGAGUUGGAAAGACAUUCCAGGACCCUUACAAGGAGAUGGACAGGAUGUUGUCAACAUACUCCAGCUAGUCCAGAACCUGAUGCAUGGAGACGAUGACCAGCAGGGUCACCGCAGGAUGCAGUAUGUCGGAGAGCAGGGACACAUGGCUCUGUUGGGACACAGUCUGGCCGCAUAUAUCUCUGUCCUGGAACGAGAAAGAUUGAGAAAGCUGACCACCCGCAUCCUGUCAGAUACCACUCUCUGGCUCUGCAGGCUUUUCAAAUAUGAAAAUGGCUCCGCAUAUUACCAUGAAGAUGACCGCGAGGGGCUGCUGAAGGUGUGUCGGCUAGUUAUUAAUACUCAUUAUGAGGAGUACGCUGCAGAGGGCUUUACAGUGCUGAGCUCUAAACAUCCUGUGAUUUACCAAAGUGCUGCAUGCAGACCUGGCCUGGGACAACAUCUCUGCAGUCAGCUAGGACUGCCUCUGUCAAGUCUUUGCACUGUGCCCUGUAACACCAUGUUUGGCUCCUUGCACCAAAUGGAUGUUGCAUUGCUUGACAAGCUCAUCAAAGAUGAUCGCGAAUCAGGGAAAGUUCCACUGCUGUUGAUAGCGAAUGCUGGAACGCCAGGUGCAGGUCACACAGACAAACUUAGUCGCCUGAAAGAGCUCUGCGCUCAGUACGACAUGUGGCUCCAUGUGGAGGGGGUUAAUUUGGCAACGCUUGCUCUUGGUCAGGCCUCCUCCACUGUCACGGCGGCCACCAAGUGUGAUAGUAUGACUUUAACUCCAGGCCCGUGGUUGGGUCUGCCGGCUGUGCCUGCUGUCACUCUUUACAGACAUGAGGAUCCGGCACUGUCUCUUGCAGCAGGUCUGACCUCCAGCCAACCGGUGGAGAAGCUUCGGGCUUUGCCUCUCUGGCUGUCCCUUCAGUACCUCGGGCAUGAUGGGAUUGUUGAGAGGAUUAAGCAUGCCUCACAGCUAAGUCAACAGCUUUUGGAGCAUUUGAAGACACUGGCUUCAAUAAAGACCUCGGUGGAGGAUGAACUCAAUUCUCCAGUGGUGGUGUUCAGGUUUUCACAAGACAGUGCACCCUCGAGUGGUGGCUCAGUAGAAGGAUAUUUUGCGGGAGAGAGAGAUAUCCUUGAUGCCCUUAACAGAUGGUUGGGUGAGCAGUUGGCGCAGCAGGUGCCCCUCAGUGGCGUAGAUGUGGUUGAGCUGGAAGAUGAGGGUACAUGUGUUCGUUUCAGCCCCCUAAUGACCGCUGCAGCUCUUGGCACUCAGGAGAAUGAUGUGGCUGCACUGGUGGAGAAGCUGGGAGAGAUUAUUCCGGUGCUGAGCUGUACUCUACGCUUCAGACAGGACUUCAAGGAUGAGGUGCUUCAACAAACUUUACUCUCAUACAUUGAUGACCUAAGCUGGCCUGGUCUUGGAGUUGUGAGGUAUGAGCCCAGAAACACAGACCUUGAUGAAGAGAAGAGACAACAAAGGGUGGAGAAGAUCAACAGUGAAUUGCUUAAGAAACUGAUGGAGCUUGAUACAGACCUGGAGUUCUCUGGUGGUCCUGAGUUUGGUGAAGAAACAAAUUGCAUAUUUAUUGGAAUGGCAACAGAAGACCUGGAUGUGGCAGAGUUGGUGGAAACUAUAGGAUCUGUUGGAAGAGACAUUGAGGAAAGUGGAAAGUUGUUUGAGAACAUGACUGAGGUUGUGAGAAGAGGCAUUCAGGAAGCUGAGCUGCAGCUUCAGAAAGCAAAUGAAGAGAAACUUAUGGAGGAGGGUGUACUUCGACAAAUUCCUCUAGUGGGCUCUGUGCUUAACUGGUUCUCCCCGGUUCAGGCCUCUGUCAAAGGAAGAACUUUUAACCUAGCUGAAGGUUGUCUGGACAGCACCGAGCCUGUUUAUUCCAUAAAAGCCCAGAUGAAUAAAGAAGCUUCCCCUGAUUCCCCCAGGUCAAGCACCAAACGGUUUCCAGGCCAAAAACUCUUCCGGCGGCAUGGAGCAGGCUCAGACUCUGUCAGUGACACCAGCUCUAUCAGCCAGCUCGAAGAAUCGUUCAGGGAAACGGCACACGUGCAGGCCACUGAUGCGGAUGAGGCAGAGGUCCCUCAAGAGCUUCCUGCACACAUACCGGAGGAAACAGCUUCCUCAGACCAGCGUGUGCCGGAGGGACAAGAGACAGAGAGUGUAGACACCCUUAGAUAAGACCACUCCUAAAUGGUUGCUCAUGAGGUUUGCUCUAUAAAACAGGAAUAUGCGUCCAUGACCUUGUUGCCUUUGAGCAAACCACUUUUGAAAUAAAAAAAAGAAAAAAAAGAAGCAGCUUUAAAUGCAAAUAACAAAACACUGGAAUUUCAUGAAAAUAAUGUCUAAAUAUAUGUCCAAAUCUCACAUCCCUUAUUGUUAGUUAUUAAAUAAUCAAUUGCACAUUUUUUUAAAACUUGGUUAAUCAUAUAUUAUAGGGUCUCCUCACAGUUAUUUAUGUGCACUGCCAGUAUAUCCUUCCAUUAUGGGUGACAGUACUUACGUUUUGAUUUUGAACGUUUAUCUUUGUCAUCUACAGGCCUGUCCGACAGGUUUUUCUGAUCCGUUUCCACACACUAUUUACACAACGAAAGGGCUAUUGUGGCCUUACCGUCAUGAUUAUUAGUGUCAAAAUGUCUUGUUUGCCAAAAGCCGGUUUUGUUUUAUGUACUCUCCAUAGGCAGAGUUAUAAGAAGGAAAGUUGAUGACUCAUGCAGCUGUUUCUAAUCAAACGAUAGCCUUAUUGCACUUUUAUGUACAGAAUGUCACACUUUAAUCAGAGCAGCAGAAUUUUUAUUUAUUCUAAAAAUAAUUCUCUUGGAGGACAUUAGGUUAUUUAGAGACAAGAGUAACAUUUGUUGUGUCUAAAAUAAAUUCAAAUCAAACAGAUACCCAUCCAGCACUUUUGGCUUUACCAAUAGUGAAAUGAUUAUUAGACUGUUCUCACUGUGAAGAAUGUUUCAGAGAUGUCUCUUUGAGUAAUUGUUACAUUUUUUUUUUUUGGAUGUUUAUGACAGCUAAACAUAAUGUACUGAAAUGAAGAUCCUUAUUUGUUGUUUACACCGAUGUUAAUUGUUUUAGCACACAGAAAGCAUACUGCUACUGGGGAAAUGAUGUAGGUUCAUUUAGUGUAAGAACAUUGUGUGAAUUAUACAUGAGAAGACAUUCACUACAGCUAGAUCACGUCCAUCCAUAUUUUUUUUCUUCUUCUUUGUUUUGGGCUUAAAGUGCUCUUUUCGUAAAUGUGCUUCCUUACUGAAUAAUGUAAUUGUAGAUCUGGUCAUCUCUUUCAAAAUGAUUCUGUCUUGACUGGUGCAAUAAAUCAUUGGGAUUUUCUUUGGGGGACAUGAGUACUGACUUGAAUUUUGUGUCAAAAGUAAGAAUAUAGUGGUUUUUAUAAUUACAAUUUUAUUUUACAAUGAGCAGUUAUUAUGUAAAUGACAAUAAAGAAAAUGCUUAAAUUAA
Messenger RNA from Ctenopharyngodon idella (grass carp), 3771 nucleotides. It is a transcript of the gene pdxdc1, whose product is annotated as pyridoxal-dependent decarboxylase domain containing 1. Gene Ontology annotation, biological process: carboxylic acid metabolic process. Gene Ontology annotation, cellular component: intracellular membrane-bounded organelle. Gene Ontology annotation, molecular function: pyridoxal phosphate binding; carbon-carbon lyase activity. The transcript has 23 exons. Lineage: Eukaryota; Metazoa; Chordata; Actinopteri; Cypriniformes; Xenocyprididae. The record is from RefSeq and is a predicted model, not a curated record. Bases 181 to 2487 code for a protein of 768 amino acids.